This is a messenger RNA of Hydatigera taeniaeformis, 4431 nucleotides long. The record is from the annotation of a GenBank genome assembly. NCBI's taxonomy places the organism in Eukaryota, Metazoa, Platyhelminthes, Cestoda, Cyclophyllidea, Taeniidae.
AUGUCCGAAGGUGAAUCGGAUUACCGCCUUUUGGACGCGGCAAGAAAACUGGAGUUCUAUGGUUUGAAGCUUCAUCCCGCCAGGGAGAACGGUGGGAUCCUUCUCAAUUUGGGCGUUACGCAUGCGGGUCUUUUUCUCUACCAGGGCAAAAACAAGUUGAAUCAUUUUAGCUGGUCAAAGAUACGCAAGCUCAGUUUCAAACGUUCCAAAUUUCUCAUAAAAUUACAUUCUGGAAUAGAACCUUUUGGGAAGGACACAAUUGAGUUCAACUUCGAAAGUCGAGACGCAUGCAAAAACUUUUGGAAGAAGUGCCUUGAGCAUCAUGCCUUCUUCCGGUCCCGGGAGAUGCGUGGAGAGCCAGGCGCAGGAGGUGGGGGAGUGGGAGGAUUCGGGUCGGGAAUAUGGAGCUCAACUGCACCUCCUGCCCACCCCUAUGCCUCACAGCCAACCCUUCGCUUCGCCGAGGACGCCGGAAGUAAAAGUAGCAGUCGAGGGCUCACUCGUAGUGCUAGUCUCAAAAGUGGUCGAAGUCAGGGUCUAUUUAGCAAAGGAUCAUCCUACAGAUAUUGCGGUAGAACACAGCAGCAGCUGAUAGAAAGCUCUUACAAUUCCAGUCCAAGAAUCAUGUCUUCGGAAAAGCGGUCAAAGUCAGUGGGUCGCCUUGGUUCAGGCCAGAACAUUAGUUGCCUUGGCUCAUCGCAUCUUCAUCGCAGUAUCGCUCAUGUUGAUGAAAAACAUGAAGAUGACCUCCCAAGAAUGCUACAACAUCAACAGUGUCUCUUUAGAGGUAGCAGCUCAAGCACAGUGGCUGCUGACUUUGGUCCUCCAACAAUCAGUCUUCCGGAUCACUAUCAACUCCUUUUUCUCUCCACACCCAUUCGAAGGCCACUUUCUACCAGAUAUCGCACCGGGAGUUCUCACUCGGUGGAUCAGAGUAGUUUGCCUACUGAAAGUCCUUGUAAGGUUGGACCUCAGCUACUGGAGGCCGACUACGGAGCCGGUGUGCCUCGUGUGUUCUCUGUCAACGUACUUAAAGGCCCCAAAAGAAAACGCGAAUCUGGUAGUCUGACUAACACCUCCUCUCCCGCUGUCACCGCCGUAGCUGCCAGGCCCUCAGAUGCUGAGUCAAUUACUAAAUGUGUGUGCAUCGGCAGGGAUAGCCUUUCAACCGGCUCCCGACCAUCUAUUGCAUCGGCACUUACGUCCGGUAGCCUCCCUUAUGCCCUCAAUGAAAAAUGUGCAGAAAAACCCACAAAGGAGUCCUAUAGUGAGAAGUACAAGAAUAAGAGCAGCGAAAUUCCCACUCUCCCUGGUGCUUCGUCUUCGGAAGAGUUUGUAUCUGGACCUACCUCUUCCAAUGAACCCCCAACUUCAGCCUCAUCCACAACCACACAUGACUUACUCACGCUAGGUCAGCGUGGUCGUGCCUUCUCCGCCUUUGAGGAGAGCUCUCAGCGCUCGACUUCACUUCCUCCUGAACACUACGACGAGGUGGCCGAGGAUGAAGAUGACGAUUACGAUAAUGAAGAUACCAAUGCUGAUAGAGCAGGUCUGUCAGACGACUCCCUUUUGCAGCAUCCGCUUUCUGUGUGCGCCUCCCGCGCUGUUUCCUCUAGCGAUCUUUACAGGUCGGAGUCAAUCGACUUUCAAUACCCAGUUUGCAAACUUGACGAUCCAAACUCACCAUUGGAUCCGGAACUUGAAAAUGGAAAGAAAACAAUUGAAGUCUCUAUCUUUUCACCUUUUGCUCAAGAAAGCCCGCCGGAUAAGAUUGACCCCUAUGGCUCUCUUUGCUACCCUUCGAAAAGUGCUCCUGCCAGCAGACGUGCUUCAAAUUACUCAACUCAUGACGAAGAAUUUGACGGAGAAGAUCCUAUGGAGCCUUGUAGCCUCGCUCCUGCUCUUUCAAUUGGUGCAAUCUCCGCCAUCACAGGUGUUUCUUGUUUCGAUGAUGAAGAAGGUGGCGAGAGUAGUGGAGGAGAUGGAGGAGGCAUUGGCACUUACGAAAGCAAAGAUGACGGAAAAAGGGAAGCAAUGUCUCUCGUCUCUGGACCCUCAUCUCCAGCCGUCGACACGCUUUCCUCCCUAACAGGGCAGAGGGCGCAAUCGGAGCCACUCCAAACAGCACCUUCGGUGUCUGAAGAUUUGCAUGUAGAGAUCGAAUCUCAGACUUCAAACCAAACACGUCGGCAGCGGUUGAGACGAAGGAGAACACGGAAGCGUGAGCUGAGAAGUGGAUUCGAUUAUCUCACUUAUGAUGCUCUAACCACAACGUUUCAGCAGCAUACUUUGACAAUGACAGCUAAUCCCGCGUCAAGAACACUUCGGAAGCCCUACCACAGCAAUUUCAUUCCUGAUGGCAACUUCCACACAGAAGUCACUCGUCUGAUCACACCACUCCACUGUCACCACUCGGCACUACUGCAGUCAGCGCUGACGAGAGUAGCUGCAUGGGAGAAAGCGGCUAUCAGUGCAGCCACAGCAAGGACGCGCUUUCAAUCCGCUCUUGCCGGCGUGCAUAGGGCACAGCGAACCAGGCGCAAACGAGCAGCCAAACAAAUCCAGGCGGGCCGGCGGCACAGAUCUAAGUGCUCACAGAAAAUGGCCAAGGGCAAUGGUCGUGCCUCUGUGAGCGGUGUGCCCCGUUCCUCCUCUCGAAACGAGUUACCACCAUCAAUCGAGACUAGCCGAAAUCAGACUCCGCCUGCGGAUGGCUGUAACCUCACAGCUUCUUCAUCACCGUCGACAUCGUCUUGCUAUUCGUCGUCAUCAUCUCCAGCAAUUUCUGACGUGGAAAGAAGUUCUUAUCAGCUCGUUGCCCCUCCACCUGACCUUACAUCAGCGGAGAGGGAGCUGAGGGAAACAACAAGGUGUCUGGCUGAAAUGGCUCGGAUCGCAGAUGUCUACAGACACCCUCUUUUAGACAGCAUUGUGUCACGCUACGAGGACUUACUAGCUGCGCUUCCCGAGCUUCUCAGUAAGUACAUCCCACGUUACGUGGAGAACGAGGACUCCGAAUGCGUAGCCGGCUAUCCUUCCAGACUUGCUUUGUUGAGGGUUCCUGCGCGGCGUUUGUGGUACUAUACUCAAGCUUUCCGACGUCUGGCGGAGUUAUAUGGGGAUGAGCACCCAGAUUUGGACGAUUGCAAUGCUCUGGUCUCGAGGUUGUCGGACUUGAUGUCAAGAUUUGAUUCAGUGUAUCGAACAACUGAGGCAUAUGCCAUGGUUGCCGAGUUUUGUCAAGACCAUCAAAUGGAUGCAGUAGAGCGGUCUAGUGUUCAUGAUCACUGCCGCCCCCGGGAGUGUUCCGUUUCAGUGCUCAGCAGCCUUGUGAACGAACCGCAUUCCCGCCUUAUUCGCGUUGGCUUUCUCGAGAAGAUGUCCUCAAGGGGUCGUGGAUUCCAGCCUCGAAUGGCUCUGCUUUUCACUGACCGCCUCAUCUACUGUGGACGAGUUUCAAGUCCCACGAACAUUCAACUGAAGAUACACGGUGUGGUGUCUCUUUACAACGCCGGGCUUGAAUCUCACAUCAAAACCUCAGUCUCAUUUUCGGAGGGAAUUUCUCGGGAGGGCACCACUGCAAGCCGGAGCUCGAGUAAGGAGCGACACAGCUUUGCGAUCCUCGUUUUCUCCGGUGAGAAGGCAGAAAAAGGGCACUCUACUACCAAAUCCGUACAUUCUCGCACUCAUCGCAUAGUCUUUGCAGCGCCCAAUGAAGAGCAGAAGCGUUUAUGGCUGGCGGCUCUGAAUAAGGUGCUCGGUUGUGAAAAAAAAUUGAAUGCGUGCUCCUCUAUGGCAUCAGUACCUCCGUUGCAGGGCGUCAAACUAACCCAGUUGAAAAAAACAGGAAUUUCGAAGCCUGAUCGCUCUACCGCUGAGGAUCUGUCUCAUCCCGUCUUGGAAGCUCUGGAGACGCAGGACGUACAGUCAGACGUGGCUCCCAAUAACAAAGACAACCACUUGGGUUUAUUGGGACCGAGGUCCCACCUUCAGCAGACAGUGCUGCGCUGCAGCGGUCUCGCAUACGUCUGUUGGCAUCGAAGACUCAGCGUUUCUCUUGACAACGUACUCAACGCCAAUCAGUGCGAAAUAAGCGGAUACCUAUUACGAAAGUUCAAAACCAGCUGCGGUUGGCAAAAAUUAUGGACAGUGUUUACCGACUUUACACUUUUUUUCUACAAAACUCCGGAUGAUUUUACUCCGAUUGCCAGUCUCCCCCUGCUGGGCUAUCGCCUUGAGUCAGCACGACCAGCAGCCGACGCUCAACUUCACAGGUCAGAUGUUCUUCAGCUGACCUACAAAUCUCAUGUGGUACAGUGCAUUGUCCUCCGCAUUGAAUCCCUUGUCAACCGACAAAAAAUAAUGUUCGCUUUACCUUACUCCUCUGGAGACACUCGACAGUUUUAUGUGCAAUAUGCCGCUGAUCUGUAA